This is a messenger RNA of Seminavis robusta, 1266 nucleotides long. Lineage: Eukaryota; Bacillariophyta; Bacillariophyceae; Naviculales; Naviculaceae. The record is from the annotation of a GenBank genome assembly.
AUGAAGAUUUCAAAGCAAUGGGCUGUGUCGCGGUUGUCUGGUUUGUCUCGCAGCGGCAGCAUGUGCGAUGAGAUGGACGAAAGCAACUCACAUGCUACUCUCCCGAAAGAACCAGAUCGAGGUGCCACUCAGUCCGAGCCUGACUCCAAUAUGUUGAAGUCUUGGAGUGAGGAGAGACUCCAAGCCAUAGCAAAGAGAUGGAAGCUCUCUGACGAGGAACAAUCCAAGCUGAAACAACUCCAGCCAUUGUUGGCUGAUAUCCGCCAUAAGAAGAAUGACCCCGAAGAGGUAGUCCGUUUUUUGAAAGAAGCUCAUUCCAUCAAAGGUACUGAGCUUAUGUUUCGAAAGUUUAUUGAUUUCCGCAUCAGACAAGUUGACACAAUCCUCCAAGACUAUCAACCCCAUCCUGUCAUGAAAAGCCACUUCCCAAUAACAAUUUUGAACGGAACGGACAAGGACGGCGAUUGCAUAUGGUUAGAAAGAACUGGAGUCACAGAUGUAUAUGGCUUGUACAAGUACUUUGGAAAAGCGGGCAUUAUGAGGUAUCAGUUGUGGGCCCGUGAAAAAGCCAUGCACACGCCAUGGAGUCAAGCCUACAAGGCAGAGAAGGACCAAUCCCCAAGAGUCAUUUGUAUCUUGGACAUGCAAGGACUGAACAGCAGUCACAUGAACCCAGUUCUACUGCCUAUCCUAGCAGAUGUUGUCAACAUCAUCCAGAACUACUAUUGUGGAUUUAUCAAGAAGAUCAUUGUUAUCAGAGAACCACCCAUAUUCAAGGUCCUUUGGAGCCUUGUCAAGCAUUUCUUCAAUCAGAGUAUGAAAGAGCUUAUUGAGUUUUCAGGCUCUAACAACUACCUUGCUGUUCUGGGAAAAUAUAUUGAUGACCUGGAAGAGACACUACCACCCUGUCUUCUAGAAGGUGCCAGAGGUACCAUUGCUGAAGGCAUGCCUCAAAGAAUGGAUGGUGGGCCUGUGCCCAUGCGCCCCAAGCCUCGGCAUGUGCUCAACAACGCCAGCGAAAGUGACACCAACGCCGUUCAGCUGCAGAGAGCAAUCCUGCACGGCAGCGAAGGAUUCCACAGAGAUCAGAUGCAGCGUCAUUGUGUCAGGAUCCUUUUGAAAGGGCGCCACAAACAUGAGGCGAAUACCGGUACUCACGGGGGCUUCAAAUGCAGACGCAAUCGCACCAGGAGCAGCUCGAUCAAUCCAGCAAUCUCCAAGGAUCAGCAGCACCACCAUGAUAAUCCUCAAGAUGCAUACAUUUAG